CCGGCGGGGUCCGGAAGGCCACCCCAGAUGGCCUCGAGGGCGGCCUGUGAGUGGAGGUGAGGUCUGGAGCUGCUGGCCUUGCUGCGCCAGCCGGGCGUCCCCAUGCCGCCGGCCGCUUUCGCCUUACCCCGUUCGAGUCGGUGGCGCUAAGGCGCCGGGGCAGCGCGCGACAUGUCGUCGGGCCUCCGCGCCGCCGACUUCCCCCGCUGGAAGCGCCACAUCGCGGAGGAGCAUAACAAGUUGCUGGAGAAGUCAGAUCUGCAUUCGGUGCUGGCCCAGAAACUGCAAGCUGAAAAGCAUGAGAUGCCCAACAGGCACGAGAUCAGUCCAGGACACGACGGGACAUGGAGUGAUAGUCAGCUACAAGAAAUGGCCCAGCUGAGGAUGAAGCACCAGGAAGAACUGACUGAGUUGCACAAGAAGCGUGGCGAGUUAGCGCAGCUGGUGAUUGACCUGAAUAACCAAAUGCAGCAGAAGGACAGGGAGAUGCAGAUGAAUGAAGCAAAAAUUGCCGAGUGUUUGCAGACGAUCUCCGACCUCGAGACGGAGUGCCUGGAACUGCGCAGCAAGCUGCAGGACCUCGAGCGAGCCAACCAGACCCUGAAGGAUGAGUACGACGCCCUGCAGAUCACGUUCACUGCCUUGGAGGAGAAGCUGAGGAAAACCACUGAGGAGAACCAGGAGCUGGUCACCAGGUGGAUGGCCGAGAAAGCCCAGGAAGCCAAUCGCCUGAACGCAGAGAAUGAAAAGGACUCCAGGAGGCGGCAAGCCCGGCUGCAGAAAGAGCUCGCAGAGGCCGCAAAGGAACCGCUACCAGUGGAACAGGACGAUGACAUUGAAGUCAUUGUGGACGAGACCUCAGAUCACGCUGAGGAGACCUCUCCCGUGCGAACCAUCAGCAGGGCAGCCACUAAGCGACUCUCGCAGCCUGCUGGAGGCCUUCUGGAUUCUAUCACUAAUAUCUUUGGUCUGCCCGAGUCUCCCCUUUUGGGACAUCACUCUUCCGAUGCUGCCAGGAGACGCUCUGUCUCUUCCCUCCCGGUCCCCCAGGAUAACGCGGAUACGCACCCGAGUUCCGGUAAAGAAGUGAGGGUGCCCACGACUGCCCUGUGUGUCUUUGAUGCACACGAUGGGGAAGUCAACGCCGUGCAGUUCAGUCCAGGUUCCCGGUUAUUGGCCACGGGAGGCAUGGACCGGAGGGUUAAGCUUUGGGAGGUGUUCGGAGACAAAUGUGAGUUCAAGGGUGCUCUCUCCGGCAGUAAUGCAGGAAUUACAAGUAUUGAAUUUGAUAGUGCUGGAUCUUACCUCCUAGCAGCAUCAAACGAUUUUGCAAGCCGAAUCUGGACUGUGGAUGAUUAUCGGUUACGGCACACGCUCACAGGACACAGUGGGAAAGUGCUGUCGGCGAAGUUCCUGCUGGACAACGCACGCAUCGUCUCAGGAAGUCACGACCGGACCCUCAAACUCUGGGAUCUACGCAGCAAAGUCUGCAUAAAGACCGUGUUUGCAGGGUCCAGUUGCAAUGAUAUCGUCUGCACGGAGCAGUGCGUGAUGAGUGGACAUUUUGACAAGAAGAUUCGUUUCUGGGAUAUCCGGUCAGAGAGUAUAGUCCGAGAGAUGGAGCUGUUGGGGAAGAUCACUGCACUGGACUUGAACCCAGAAAGGACUGAGCUGCUGACCUGCUCCCGGGAUGACCUGCUGAAAGUGAUUGAUCUGCGAACAAAUGCCAUCAAGCAGACGUUCAGUGCACCUGGGUUCAAGUGUGGCUCUGAUUGGACCAGAGUUGUCUUCAGCCCCGAUGGUAGUUACGUGGCAGCAGGCUCGGCCGAGGGCUCCCUCUAUGUCUGGAGCAUGCUCACUGGGAAGGUGGAGAAGGUGCUUUCAAAGCAGCACAGCUCGUCGAUCAACGCGGUGGCCUGGUCCCCGUCUGGCUUGCACGUGGUCAGCGUGGACAAAGGCAGCAAAGCCGUGCUGUGGGCACAGCACUGACCCUCCUCAGGAGGAGCAAGGCCUCCUGCGCCACGACCCCUGGGGAGGCAGCGAACCCUGUGGACCAUGGCCUUUGUGCUCACAGGAUCUCUGAGGACUUGGACCGAGGGUUCUAGUGGCCUGGAAGAUCACCGAAAAUCUUGCGCUGCGGGCUCUCAGCAGAGGCUUGGGGUCUUGCCUUGACCCGAGCAGUAAACACUACUAGCUCUGAUCUUCCAUACCUCACUAGGGUGAACACGGGGACCCCUCUGGGCCCCCUCCCUGAGCGGCAGUGCCAAAAGCACCCCACAUAUCAGGUGUUGGUCCCUUUUGCUUUCUCCUGCCCUUCCAAAGUUGGCUCUGGCCUAAUGCAUGUCCUGCCACUGUGGGGUCCAUGCCCAUGAGCUUGCCUGACCUGACUGAGGGGGACCCGCGCUCCCUGGUGAGCCGUGGUCCUGCACAGGCCUCUGUCCUCUGACAUGUCUGAUUUCUGCUGAAACCUCCUUAGGGCUUCAGCUGUUCUGGCUCCCACUUCUUCCAGCAGUUCCACGUAUCUAUUUUUGGUCAAGAAAUUAGCUUCUAUUUGGUUUUAAAGUUGUCUUGCAUAGGAGAGGAAGUGAAAGGCUUUUCCAGAGAAGGGUUUGCUGCAGAGGUGAGGGCGGUUCCAGUGUGGGUCUGCAGGUGCCCAGAGGCAGGGGCACACCUGUUCCUGUGCUGGCGGGAGGUGAGGGUGGGAGACCUCGAACACAGCGCUCUGGAGCCCGUGGCUGCAGACUCCAUGGCCCCUUUGUCACACCACGUAAGUGCUGCAGUGUGGGGUGCCCCAUCCAGGGAGCACAGCGCUGUCUUCCCGCUGCAGGGGUAGCAACGGAGGCCACGCAGAACGGUCGUCUUUACCGUUUGACCAGAUCCCACGUUCUGGCUGUCCUGCCUGGGUUUCUGAAACACCAAUGUUUUUAUCACUUUUUAUUUUGCACUUUAUUGCUUUUCUUCCACACUUGUUUCUGGACAGCUGGGGACAUGAGUGUCAGCUGGUGCAAGAGGGCUGAGGCAGCCCUUCCUCCGACAGGGCGUUGUCUCUGCUCUUCCUCUUCCCCUUCCCCACCUGCGGUUCCCCUUUGUGGUUUGCUGUUCAGAGAACUCGUGUUAAGGGGAGUUGAAAUUCACAGCCAGGGUGGGCCUAUCUUAUUUAUUUGUGUCGCCCAAUAGAACUUGAUUGUAAAUAAAUAAAAUCUGUUAUAUACUUUUCAAA
Messenger RNA from Tupaia belangeri chinensis (Chinese tree shrew), 3220 nucleotides. RefSeq names its product autophagy related 16 like 1 (gene ATG16L1). Gene Ontology annotation, cellular component: autophagosome membrane; phagophore assembly site membrane; Atg12-Atg5-Atg16 complex. NCBI's taxonomy places the organism in Eukaryota, Metazoa, Chordata, Mammalia, Scandentia, Tupaiidae. Gene Ontology annotation, molecular function: protein-membrane adaptor activity; protein binding. Gene Ontology annotation, biological process: autophagosome assembly. The record is from RefSeq and is a predicted model, not a curated record.